Schizosaccharomyces osmophilus is the source of this 2379-nucleotide messenger RNA. RefSeq names its product Transferrin receptor-like protease Tre1 (gene tre1). NCBI's taxonomy places the organism in Eukaryota, Fungi, Ascomycota, Schizosaccharomycetes, Schizosaccharomycetales, Schizosaccharomycetaceae. Bases 1 to 2379 code for a protein of 792 amino acids. The record is from RefSeq and is a predicted model, not a curated record. The transcript has a single exon. Gene Ontology annotation, molecular function: carboxypeptidase activity.
AUGUCUGAUGAAAAGCACCUAUAUGUUCCUCCACCUAGGGAACCACCGAGUUACGAAGAGGUCGCUGUAAACUCCGAAUUUAUACAGAUUCAAAAUGAACCACGAACAGAGGAACAACGGCCGUUAGAGCCCAUGGAAGUUUUAGAGCCUCCUGGGGCUCCACGGUUCCCUCGUUUACGGUCCAAAUUCGAAGCCAUUCAUGAGGGUUGGGAAUCUGCCUGUCAUUCGUUUCACCACAAGUUUGCGUCCAGAUUUUAUCGAAUUCCAUUUUACUCCAUUUAUCUGCUCGUAAUCGCAACCAUUAUAAUUAUGGCAAGUUACUACGGAUAUUUUGACAGUAGCCCUCCGUGGAAGUCAGUUCCUCAUCUUGAUGAAGCUUUCUUAGUUGAUUAUAUAAAAAACAGCCGUGCUUCGAAUAUUCAGUCUCAGACAACCACGUUCGCUUCUCUUCCUCAUGUAUCGGGGACAAUGGGGGAUUCUGCACUUGUAGAAUACUUGCUCGAUGUUUUAAGCUAUGAAUCACUGGAUGCGGUUGAUACUAAAAAGUUUUAUGCCUACCUAAACUACCCCAAAUCACUAUCUCUAAGAAUAACUGAUGACGAUUCAUUUCAGCCUACACUUUCUGAAAAUUAUGAAAUCCCUAAUUAUAAAGACACUUGGGUCGACUCGCUUUCUUCUUAUGCUUAUAGCGCAUCCGGAAAAUUGGAAGCACCUCUCGUAUAUGCUAACCAGGGUGCGGCAGAUGACUUUCAAGCAUUGGAGGAGAAGAACAUUCAAUUGAAUUCCUCCGUUAUUCUCUUACGCAGCAAUCGUAAAAAUGUUUCUAUAGCUAUUGAAAAUGCCGAAAGAUAUGGUGCUUCAGCAGUACUUGUGUUUGACGACUCAUAUACUGAUGUAGAACAAAAUCAUAAGGCUGAAAUAUAUCCCGAAGGUCCUUACCCUUCUGACGACCUAUUAUAUCGCGGGAGCGUUGCCAAGUCAUACUACUAUUUAGGCGAUCCUCUUACUCCAGGAACACCGUCCCAUUGGGAUUCUAGCAGGAUACGGCCUGAAAAUGCGCAAGUUCUUUCUAAAGUUGUUGCUAUACCAAUAACGUAUCGUGACGCUAUUGACCUAUUGGGAAGAUUAAAAGGCCGUGGCGAACAGAUUUUUGCGGAUAGCUGGAAAUCGAGACUUCCGUCUUCUCUUGAGCUUUGGACAGGUUCUUCCUCGGAAUCUUCGCUAAUGCUUCAAGUUGAAUCAGAGUUUGAUUCGAAGAAGAAGCAACCAGUGGUAAAUAUCCUAGGACAAAUCACUGGUAGAGAGCCCGAUCAAGUUCUUAUCAUAGGAGCACCUCGAGAUUCAUGGUGCGGUGGUGCAUCCGAAUCAGCAGUGAGUACUGCUUUGUUGAUGGAUAUUAUCUUUACGUUUUCAGAUAUGGCUAAAAACCUUGCGUGGCGACCCCGCCGGACUAUCGUUUUCGCCAGUUGGGACGCCAAGCAGUAUAAUGCCAUAGGUAGCACAGAGUGGGUCGAACAUUGGAAAGAAUGGCUUCAGGUAAAGGCCGUGGCAUACUUGAACAUUGAUGUGGAAGUUUUUGGAGAUGUAUUCGCUGUAAAUACCGUGUCAGGGUUGAAGAAUGUGGUUCUGAAAGCGAUUCGUUUGAUGAACGAGGAUAACAGCCUGGGUUCACCCGAUAUUAAUAUGAACACUUUUGAUUACGUAUCAGAUGCUACCCCGUUCCUAACAUACGCUGGUGUUCCUGUGGUGGAAUUGGGAUUUGAAAGAGGUGCAGACAGUUCGCAACCUUUACCGUUUCUAGGCACCUGUAAGGACACGGAAAGUUGGAUUAGCAUGUUUGGAUCAUCCUAUUGGGACAAAGCAGAUCGUCUCGCAAAAAUAUGGUCCCUACUGGCAUUGUUUCUUUCUAAUGAUCCCGUAGUACCGUAUGAUUUGGAGACUUCUGUUCAGUAUCUUGGAACUAUACUAGAACAGCUUCAAGCGACUCUUAAAGAGAGGUCGUUGUCGUUUGAUCAUGUGAAACAAGAAUAUGAGGAGCUUGUUCAGACUUCUAAGAAGUUUAUGGCUGCGAUUUCAGAGUGGCAUUCCCUUAUGCUUCACAACAGCUAUUUUCUUACUACGAAAAAGCAUCCAGAGCUAGAAGGUUUUAAUGCGAAGCUCGCGAGAUUUGAAAAUGCAUUUUUAGAUGAGACCGGCCUUCCUGACCAUGAAUGGUUCAAGCAUCUAAUUUACGGACCUAAUCGGUUAGGAAAAGAGGGUGUCGUUUUUCCUUCCAUAAUGGAUGCCCUGCUGGAUAACAAUCAUGAUCAAGUACAAGGGGAAAUCGAUCGUUUUUCGAAAGCGAUUGAUCGGGCUCAUAAAGCAUUAAAGACUGCUUAA